Messenger RNA from Cucurbitaria berberidis CBS 394.84, 762 nucleotides. RefSeq lists its product as uncharacterized. NCBI's taxonomy places the organism in Eukaryota, Fungi, Ascomycota, Dothideomycetes, Pleosporales, Cucurbitariaceae. The coding region runs from base 1 to 762 and encodes 253 amino acids. The record is from RefSeq and is a predicted model, not a curated record. The transcript has a single exon.
AUGUCCAUAUCGGUUCUACCCAAAGAGAUUCGUCUCCAAUUAUGGGCUCAUGCGUACUUCUCUCAACCGCCCCGUCUAGUCGCGCUCGCAACGAGACCUCAUCAUGAAGACCACAAAGAAGACUCUUUUUGCCCACGAUACUCACCCAGUCCCGCGCCGACCGUCGUCAACAUCUGCCAGGAAGCGCGUGCGGAAGCUCACUACCAGGCCCUCAAGGUGGGACAUGUAGUAACACUUCCAUAUGAUAAUGAACCGAACUACACCAGCGAGGCGUUUUACUUUCGCUUCGAGACGGAUAUCCUGUAUCUACCACUUGAAGGCCCACACGUCAAGCACUACGAUGACUCUCCGGAAGUAGGACUGCUAGCUCAUUUCCGCGAAGCGAUCGGCUGCACGCCUACGCUGCUGCGCAAUAUUGCCAUUGAAAAAGUAGUUUACAGCGGAUUCGAAGACGGCAGCCUGUCCAAUGUCCUGCGCGACUUCCCCACCAUGAAGCGAAUGAUUAUGCUGAUCACGGAGAGAAACAUGAGGGACGAUGCGGUGAAGAAAGCAAGGUUCUGCCGCGCUGCAAGGAGGAUUGAAUGGACGUAUGAAUUCGACCAGUGCAAGACGGGUAGAGAUAGUGAAGAGUGGUUCCGGCCGCGACCAUUUGCGUGUAAUGUAGAUUUCGCUACAAGAAAAGGGGGCGAGCUGGAGAUAGUGCCCAAGGAAGUUUGGAGGGAGUGGACUGCUGAGGGUCCCUCAAUGGAUGACGUUGAGUGA